AAUUAGUUUUCUUCUUCUAGUCUUCCGAAAUUAGGGUUUUCUGGGAUUCUCGUAUCGAUAAAGCCAUGGCUGAACGAGAAGACGUCGCAAGGGUUUCUCUUUCUGUUAAAAACGAGCAAGAUCUUUCUCCUGAGUCUUUAGCUUGGGCUGAUUCCUGCAUCGUCAGUUUUCCUGAUGAGUCAGACCACACCACUUGGGGAACUUUUAGAGAUGCUUUAACAGAAAUCAUCGAUAUCCAUCCCGAGAUGUUUGUUCCUUCCUCAACAAGAACAACUAGUGUCCUGCCUCCAGACGAGGAUAUGACUGAUUCCGAGCCAAUUGCUCUACGCACAUACCAACCUGAAGCUGAUAGUUCAGCCACCAGUAAAAAUAGUUCAUCGAAUGAAGAAGUCAGCGAGAUUGUAUCUUUGAUAACGUUUGAAUCAGACCCGUCAAAGAAUUCCUUACAAGAUCAUUAUUUUUCAGAGUCCAUAGCAGAAAAUGGACCCCGUGAACCAGCAGACGAUCCUACUAAAGACUUUGGAGGUGUUGAAAGUAUAGAAGAAGAUGGGUCAGUGAGCAAUGGAGAGGCGGAAGAGGAAGAACCAGAGUCUGUAUCGUCGUCUCAAGUAUUCAAGGAUGAUUUCAUGAACGCAUACAUUCAAGAAGAUGCUGACGAUUGUAAGGUUACAGAGGAACCGGUCGAUGUAACUCAGCAAGAGAUUUUCAAGGUGUGGGAUCUGGAGAUUGUGGGGGAAGGUGAUGAGGAAGAAGGGUUGGUGCUGCAGCUGAAGAAGGCCCUCGUUGAUUCUUCCACAGUACAGCCCCUUCCACAGCCACUGAAUGAUGAUACAGUUGUUAUCGAUGAUCUGAUAGCUGGGAUCUCGGAUCUGUCUCUUGCAGAAACUUUUAAGUGAAAAGAUUGAAGGUUUCAAGUACAUGUGUUUUUAAAUUGACAUCAUAAACUGUCUUUUGCAUUACUAAUCCUUAACCGGCACAAACCGGAUUUGAGAUU
Molecule: messenger RNA, 994 nt
Organism: Capsella rubella
Lineage: Eukaryota; Viridiplantae; Streptophyta; Magnoliopsida; Brassicales; Brassicaceae
Exons: 2
Coding region: 66-896 (276 amino acids)
Source: RefSeq, a predicted model, not a curated record